GAUAAUUUGUUUGAAUGGCAUUUCACAAUACAAGGUCCACCUGGUACUGAUUAUGAGGGAGGACGUUAUCAUGGACGUAUCUUAUUACCACCAGAAUAUCCAAUGAAACCACCUUCCAUUGUUAUACUAACUCCUAAUGGAAGGUUUGAAUUAAAUCAGAAGAUUUGUUUAAGUGCUUCAGCUUAUCAUCCUGAGAUGUGGCAGGCCUCAUGGGGAAUUCGUACUAUGCUAUUGGCGUUGGUUGGUUUCAUGCCAACUGAUGGUAAAGGUACUAUUGGUUCCCUGGACUGUACACCUGAAGCAAGACGACAAAUGGCUAUUAGGUAUACAUGUACACGUACACAUGUAUAAUGAUAAUAAUGUGUA
Molecule: messenger RNA, 366 nt
Organism: Amphimedon queenslandica
Lineage: Eukaryota; Metazoa; Porifera; Demospongiae; Haplosclerida; Niphatidae
Product: ubiquitin-conjugating enzyme E2 J1-like
Exons: 3
Source: RefSeq, a predicted model, not a curated record